Molecule: messenger RNA, 1413 nt
Organism: Mercurialis annua (annual mercury)
Lineage: Eukaryota; Viridiplantae; Streptophyta; Magnoliopsida; Malpighiales; Euphorbiaceae
Exons: 2
Coding region: 368-1309 (313 amino acids)
Source: RefSeq, a predicted model, not a curated record
UAUUUGGUCAGGUCAAACUCCAUGAGCUGAUGCUAAAUAAUAAAUUUAAUUUAGUAAACUGGGAAUGAACUGGCACAAAAGGCAGUGCAAGGAGAUUUAAGGUUAUUUAUAACAGAAGAAUCCUAAUUAAUGCAUUACAUGGAGCAUCCAUGAAACAUGUUAUGCUAGCAAUUGGAAAGGACAGUUUCACAUGGGGAGGAAGACUGAAGACUGAAGACAGAAGAAGAGUACCCUUUCUUUUGUCAUCUUCAAUCUUCUUUUUUUCUUCAUCAUCAAAUUUCCAAAUCUUGAAAAUUUCUAACAUUUUAGGGUUUUCAUUUUCUUGAUUUUCUUGAAUUGGUAAUUUCUUGGUUUUCUUUGGUAUACAAUGAGGAGUUUAGCAACUUGUUACAGUGAACAUGCCAUUAAAGUAUCAGAUUCAUAUUGUUCCGGUCCUUCGAAUCGAUCUUAUAUUUCUCCUAAUCAAACACCUUCAAUUCCUAAUUCUGUUACUUGUAUAUAUAAACUCACACUCUCUUCAAUUUCUCUAAAAACCUUGUUUAUCACCCUCAAAUGGUGCAAGAAACUCUUAAUUAGCCAACAAACUUUAUUUUCCAUUGAUGUUAGUGAUUCCAUUUCAUCCCCUUCUGCAAAAUCUAAUUCAAAUUCCCAUUCUUUCAGAAAAAUUAAAGGCUCGAAAACAUUCCAAUCUUGCAAUUCAAAGAUUGAGGUUUAUUGGGAUCUUUCUUCUGCUUAUUAUGAUACAAGUCCCGAGCCGGUCAGCGCGUUCUACGUGGUGGUUUUGGUUGAUUCAGAAUUAGCCCUAUUUCUUGGGGAUGAAGAUAACGAUAUUAAUGAAGAAUGGUUCAAGACCAAAACAAAAUCAUUGUCCGAAUUGAAGUCUUCGUUAGUUUCGCGCAGCGAGCAAUUCUCCGGGAACGGGAUUUAUUCAACGAAAGCGCAGUUUUCUGAUUCAGGAAUGUCACAUGAUAUAUUAAUCAAGUGUAGUGGAGAUGAAGAAGAUCCUAGUCUUGUACUGUCCGUGAGCAUUGACAAGAAGAUAAUUUUUAAAGUGAAGAGAUUGAAAUGGAAUUUUAGAGGGAAUCAGACAAUUUUCUUGGAUGGAUUAUUGGUAGAUAUGAUGUGGGAUUUGCAUGAUUGGUUCUUUAAACAGACAUCAUCAUCAGCUUCUGGUUCUGCUGUUUUUAUGUUUAGGACAAGAAGUGGAUUAGAUAGCAGAUUAUGGCUUGAGGAGAAGAGUUUAGGGCAGAAAGGACUUGACCAAUCAGAAUUUUCCUUGUUAAUUUGUGCCUGUAAGAAUCCUGGGUGAUGGUUUUUUUUUUUUUUUUUUUUUUGCAGUUGCUUUUUUAUUAUAUAUACUUUGUUUAUUUCUUUCAAAAGAAAAGAAAAGAAAAUUCUCUUUGAUGAUGUGAA